GUCAGUGGAUUUAGUUGUCAAUUUUGUUUUAGAAAACAUUUCGUGCACCUCCACACUAGCUUAAAAUUUUGAAUAUAUUUUUAACCAUGCCACAGAACGUGCUGAUAGUCUGCGUGGGAAACAUUUGCCGCUCCCCCAUUGCUGAGGCUGUGAUGCGUGACAUGAUUACCAGGGCGGGGCUGCAGGCGGAUUGGCAUGUGGAGAGCGCCGCCAUUGAGGGUUGGCACUGCGGCUCCAGGCCGGACGAGCGUGCGCUGAGGGUGCUGGCCGGGCACAACAUCGAAUGCAGCAGCGUGGCGCGUCAGCUGCAGCCGGAGGAUUUUCGUAGAUUCGACUACAUUCUGGCCAUGGAUCGGAGUAACGUGGCAUCGCUAAGGCAUCUGGCACCGAAAGGUGGCAGGGCCAAGCUGCUGAUGCUUUGGGAUUUUGGCCUUAAGCCAGACGAGCGCAGCAUCGAGGAUCCGUACUACCUCAUGGGCAUGGCUCCAUUGGAAAAGAUCUACGAGCAGUGCACCAUUGCAUGUGAGAAUUUUCUGAAACAAGCGCAAUUGAUUGAAAUCUGGUAAGCCCAAUUCAAAUUUGGCGCACAUUUGAAGCUACAAAUGAACAUGGAACGACGCAGCGGUCAGCUGUUGGCUAUCGCAGUAAAGUAUCGAUAUACAUCAAUUAAGAAUACAAAACGAAAGCACUAAAAGCACACAACCAAAUAAAAUAUUAAUUUUUGACGAUAGAAAAGCAAUGAAUCAAAUUCCAUGAAAUGAAGUCGCACUACACUACAAAUCAUUAUAUCAUUAUACUCUUACACACUUUUUACACUUUUGAACUAAGUAUCAUAUUGCUUCAAUUAUAAAAACAUUUCCAAUGCAACAACGAACAUACCCUUCUCAAGAAAAUAUCGACACCCCAUCCAAUUCCGAUUAAAUAUC
Messenger RNA from Drosophila subobscura, 926 nucleotides. RefSeq names its product low molecular weight phosphotyrosine protein phosphatase 2. Gene Ontology annotation, molecular function: acid phosphatase activity; non-membrane spanning protein tyrosine phosphatase activity. NCBI's taxonomy places the organism in Eukaryota, Metazoa, Arthropoda, Insecta, Diptera, Drosophilidae. The coding region runs from base 87 to 566 and encodes 159 amino acids. The record is from RefSeq and is a predicted model, not a curated record. Gene Ontology annotation, biological process: protein dephosphorylation. Gene Ontology annotation, cellular component: cytoplasm. The transcript has 3 exons.